Pelobates cultripes (western spadefoot toad) is the source of this 475-nucleotide messenger RNA. The record is from the annotation of a GenBank genome assembly. Lineage: Eukaryota; Metazoa; Chordata; Amphibia; Anura; Pelobatidae.
GAGCCAUCCCAAAUACCACGCAAGAAUCAUCCCAAAAUACCACACAGGAACCAUCCCAAAAUACCAUGCAGGAACCAUCCCAAAAUACCACGCAGGAGCCAUCCCAAAAUACCACGCAGGAACCAUCCCAAAAUACCACGCAGGAACCAUCCCAAAAUACCAUACAGGAGCCAUCCCAAAAUACCACGCAGGAACCAUGCCAAAAUACCACGCAGGAACCAUCCCAAAAUACCACGCAGGAGCCAUCCCAAAAUACCACGCAGGAACCAUCCAAAAAUACAAUGCAGGAGCCAUCCCAAAAUACCACGCAAGAACCAUCCCAAAAUACAAUGCAGGAGCCAUCCCAAAAUACCACGCUGGAACCAUCCAAAAAUACCACGCAGGAACCAUCCCAAAAUACCAUGCAGGAGCCAUCCCAAAAUAUCAGACAGGAACCAUCCCAAAAUACCAUGCAGAAACCAUCCCAAAAUAUCAG